This is a messenger RNA of Electrophorus electricus (electric eel), 2506 nucleotides long. Lineage: Eukaryota; Metazoa; Chordata; Actinopteri; Gymnotiformes; Gymnotidae. The record is from RefSeq and is a predicted model, not a curated record.
UCCAGAGUCACGUGUCCCACGCCCCAGAUCAGGUGGUAUUACUGUGACCAGCCUUAUGCCAGGUAAACACACUCCAGAGUCACGUGUCCCACACCCCAGAUCAGGUGGUAUUACUGUGACCAACCUUAUGCCAGAUAAACACACUCCCGAGUCACGUGUCCCACACCCCAGAUCCCGUGGUUUUACUGUGACCAGCCUUAUGCCAGGUAAACACACUCCAGAGUCAUGUGUCCCACACCCCAGAUCAGGUGGUAUUACUGUGACCAGCCUUAUGCCAGGUAAACACACUCCCGAGUCACGUGUCCAACACCCCAGAUCACGUGGUAUUACUGUGACCAGUCUUAUGCCAGGUAAACACACUCCCGAGUCACGUGUCCCACACCCCAGAUCACGUGGUAUUACUGUGACCAGUCUUAUGCCAGGUAAACACACUCCAGAGUCAUGUGUCCCACACCCCAGAUCACGUGGUAUUACUGUGACCAGUCUUAUGCCAGGUAAACACACUCCAGAGUCAUGUGUCCCACACCCCAGAUCACGUGGUAUUACUGUGACCAGUCUUAUGCCAGGUAAACACACUCCAGAGUCAUGUGUCCCACACCCCAGAUCACGUGGUAUUACUGUGACCAGUCUUAUGCCAGGUAAACACACUCCCGAGUCACGUGUCCCACACCCCAGAUCACGUGGUAUUACUGUGACCAGUCUUAUGCCAGGUAAACACACUCCAGAGUCAUGUGUCCCACACCCCAGAUCACGUGGUAUUACUGUGACCAGUCUUAUGCCAGGUAAACACACUCCAGAGUCAUGUGUCCCACACCCCAGAUCACGUGGUAUUACUGUGACCAGUCUUAUGCCAGGUAAACACACUCCAGAGUCAUGUGUCCCACACCCCAGAUCACGUGGUAUUACUGUGACCAGUCUUAUGCCAGGUAAACACACUCCAGAGUCAUGUGCCGUACCAGCCUUUGGUACACUGAAGAGUUUGUCCCCACUCUAGUAAAAACACAAGCUUGGAAAGUAAUAGUUUGGCCACUAAAUUAUUUUAGAACUAGCUAUACUAUACUAUACUAUAAUGUACUAAUACUAACACUAAUACUAUUACUAAUAUUCUAUACUAUACUAUACAGCUAUGCUUGACUGAGUAAAGUUUAUAAGGUUAUGACUAAGCCUUUAUUUUGGUUUCUUGUCAAGAUUUGCACUCGGUGUGUUUUAAUCCCACAAGUCAUGACAUUUAAGCCGUUCUUUAGGUUGCUCAGAUGAGGCGAUAUCAUGUUCCACAGAUUAGAUCAUUGGCUAACAGGAUGUUUAAUGUGGGUUAAGAUACUGGACUAGUACUCAGAAGCUUGCCACUGUGGCCCUGAACAAGGCCCUCAAGUCAUAACUGUAAUUGAGAAAUACAAAUGUUUGACAAUUCGACAGAAUUAUGGAUUAAUUAAUUACGAGUGGUGGAAUGAAGUAAUUUGACUAUCAUGUGAUUGGUUCCUAAUACCCAUAUGACCCUGGGAUAUUAUACAGGCACAGUGUAGAUAUUCUACAUGUUUUCCACCGUAGAAACCAAGUGAGUCGUUACUUGUUGCUCAGUUUGGACUAAGUCAGUCCAGGAUAACACUUGUUCUAACACACUGCUAAAUCUUUAUUUAGAUCAGUUUAUGUUUUCUAUCUUACAGGACACUUUUAUCUCAGAUGACUUACAAUUAUGACUGAACACAGUUCAAGUGAUUGAGAAUGAAGGGUCUUACUCAGGGUCCCAACAGUGGCAACUUGGCAGUAGAGGGGCCUGAAGUGAUAAACUCUGCCACAUAGUAUCAGACUUUUAUUCCAAUGCAUGCAAGGAAUAGUUUACCUUUCUGAUAAGGAUAUACACAGAGCUUAGAGUAUGGAGGCACUCGUCAGGCUGGGACAGAAGCCCGGGGUGGCGGCGUACCCCAGCAGUGAGAACUGCUGCCUUCUGGAGGGUGUUAAUUUUGCCAAACAGACAUUCCACCUUUCAGGAUCCUUCUGCCUCCAGUGGGAUUGCGUAAAAAUGCUCCAUGUGUCCCAUCAUGCCUGCAGUGCACACAUUUACAGAGAGAACGUCAGAAUAGUUGUUUCUGGCCUAAACGGCUCAUGUUUUUGCUUCACAGUUACUCUGAAUUUCACAGUGAUGCGUAACAUGGGCGUUAAAUAAACCAAGGUAACAAAGUACAGUACAGGCACGAUGUUAUCCAUGUGCAUGCUGGCGUGUGCUGAACCUCAAUGUAGCAGUAGAAGGAGAUUAAAGACACUAGUCAUGCCUCUCACUUAUUCAGUGAACUUCUGCUACCUGCCUGCCCGUCACAUGCGGACGCUGUAAAUAAAUAAAUAAAACAAAUCUCUUUGUGACGUAGAUCUCUUCGUAACAUAAACGUAAAUGCAUUUUUUAAAGAGUUGUUUGACUUGACGGUCCUUUGGAUCAUAGCAUAUACGUCCUGCUUCUAAUGUCAAAGCAUUGCAAAUCUGUUGUCGUUGAAGACUUCACUGAUGUUGUGUG